Nicotiana tabacum (common tobacco) is the source of this 890-nucleotide messenger RNA. Its product is annotated as photosystem I reaction center subunit II, chloroplastic-like. Gene Ontology annotation, cellular component: photosystem I; photosystem I reaction center. Gene Ontology annotation, biological process: photosynthesis. The record is from RefSeq and is a predicted model, not a curated record. Lineage: Eukaryota; Viridiplantae; Streptophyta; Magnoliopsida; Solanales; Solanaceae.
GUAUCUGAAUAACCCUAUCCAAUAUCCUUAUCUCCACCACAUAUAUCCGAAUAACAAAAAAUGAACUCUCUUCUCUCAUUCUCAUUCUGCACAAAUACAUCUCCAUUUCCCUAACUUUCCUAAGCCAAUAAUUCUUCAAUGGCCAUGGCAACUCAAGCUUCUCUCUUCACUCCAGCUCUCUCUGCCCCAAAAUCCUCUUCCCCAUGGAAACAAUCCCUCGCUUCCUUCUCUCCUAAGCAACUCAAAUCCACUGUUUCCGCUCCCCGUCCCAUUAGAGCCAUGGCCGAAGAAGCCGCCGCCGCCGCCACAAAAGAAGCAGAGGCUCCAGUGGGCUUCACCCCACCACAAUUGGACCCAAAUACACCUUCCCCGAUCUUCGGUGGCAGCACCGGUGGGCUUCUUCGCAAGGCCCAAGUUGAGGAAUUCUACGUAAUCACUUGGGAAUCACCUAAAGAGCAGAUCUUUGAAAUGCCAACUGGUGGUGCUGCUAUUAUGAGGGAAGGUGCUAAUUUGUUGAAAUUGGCGAGGAAAGAGCAGUGUUUAGCACUUGGUACUAGGCUGAGGUCUAAGUACAAGAUUAACUACAGGUUUUACAGGGUGUUUCCUAAUGGUGAGGUUCAAUACUUGCAUCCUAAGGAUGGUGUGUAUCCAGAAAAGGUGAACGCUGGCCGUCAAGGAGUUGGACAAAACUUCAGAUCCAUUGGUAAGAACAAGAGUCCAAUUGAGGUCAAGUUCACUGGCAAACAAGUGUAUGAUUUGUAAGCUGAUUAUGGUAUUUUGUGCCUUUUUAUGUAAUGUAAUGAUUUUGUGAUUAUUUAGUGCAUCGUUUCAUGUAAUUUUAUUUGCCACUACAAAAUACAGCAUGGGAUUCUAUUAUUCUUCUCGUAUUA